AUGGGUUCAGCAUAUACUAUCAUGGGAAGAUCAGUACCAUCACAUCAAUUAGCCAUUGCUACAUUAUGUGCAGUUGGUUUAUUAGUUGUACCAAAUCCUUUUGCUUCAAAACCUGCACAUCCACCAAUUAAAGCUUCAUCACCAGAAGAAGAAAAAUUUGUUAAGGAAUGGUUAGCUAAACAUGAUAAAGUUGAAGAAAAGCAUUAA
This is a messenger RNA of Lodderomyces jiufengensis, 207 nucleotides long. It is a transcript of the gene ATP19, whose product is annotated as F1F0 ATP synthase subunit k. Gene Ontology annotation, biological process: proton motive force-driven ATP synthesis. The transcript has a single exon. The record is from RefSeq and is a predicted model, not a curated record. NCBI's taxonomy places the organism in Eukaryota, Fungi, Ascomycota, Pichiomycetes, Serinales, Debaryomycetaceae. Bases 1 to 207 code for a protein of 68 amino acids.